Messenger RNA from Brenthis ino (lesser marbled fritillary), 1524 nucleotides. Lineage: Eukaryota; Metazoa; Arthropoda; Insecta; Lepidoptera; Nymphalidae. The record is from the annotation of a GenBank genome assembly.
AUGGGAUGUACAGUCGGUGAGGUGUGGGGCCGCAGGUUCUCGGAAGCCGUGAGCUUGAUGCUGCUACAGGGCGAGGGCCGGGGGCCUGCCAUGGAGGAGGAGUGCUCAGCUCGGCCCUGUGCCACAGACUUCUCCAUCGCCGCGAUCAUGGCCAGGGACCGCCAGGAGCGCAGAGAGCGUCGCAGACACAGAGACCCCAGAGAAGACACGCUUACACCAUUAGAAAAGUUUGUGGAUGCCACGGCAUCAGCUUCGGGGUCCCCAUCGCCACCAUUAGCCGAGUACGAGCGCGACUCUCCUGUGGAUGUCUCCUCUACAUCAGAGGCUGGCUCGGCGAGCGGCGCACCGAGCGGCUCGCGAGCUCUAUCCCCUCCUCCACGAAAUCCCCAACUGAUAGAACGUUGGUCCAGUGAGGAUAUGCGGCAUAUACAGUGCCAUCUCGAGACUAAGGAACUAUGGGAUAAAUUUAAUGAACUAGGAACAGAAAUGAUUAUCACGAAAACUGGAAGACGCAUGUUCCCGACGGUGCGCGUAUCAUUCGCUGGGUGCCGGGCGGAGGCGCGCUACGCGGUACUUCUAGACGUGGUUCCGGUGGACGGCAAGCGUUAUCGCUACGCUUACCAUCGCUCAUCGUGGCUGGUAGCGGGCAAGGCGGACCCUCCCGCGCCUGCUCGACUAUAUCCACACCCAGACUCUCCUUUCUCCGGUGACCAGCUUCGCAAACAAGUCGUAUCCUUCGAAAAAGUUAAGCUUACCAACAACGAGAUGGAUAAAAAUGGACAGUUGGUGUUAAACUCAAUGCACAAAUAUCAGCCUCGUAUCCACUUAGUAUUGCGACGGGACGGUGCUAUAAACGCCCCCAUAACCGAUCUGGAACAAGAAGAGUUCAAGACGUUCAUAUUCCCUGAAUGUGUGUUCACUGCAGUUACAGCUUACCAGAACCAGCUUAUCACCAAACUCAAAAUCGACAGUAAUCCGUUUGCUAAAGGAUUUCGAGAUUCUUCACGUCUCACUGAGUUCGAAAGAUUCUAUAUCACGGGGGAGCACGAAAGAACAAUCUUCCCUGAUGACGCGCGCUUCAGUACCGCCAAUUCUAGGGAAACAAUGGAGUCGAUGCUCGCGGAGCAACAUUACUUGAGAUCUCCCCUGCGGCCAUUCGACUUAGAUCAGCACAAUAAUAACUUGACUCUAGAAGAGAAAGCGAUAUUGGCCGCUCGAUCACAGCUAUUUCUACGCGCUGCAUAUCCAUUAUACGGGGUUCCGGCAGCGGCUUUAUGGGGCCAGUGGGCGUGCUUAGCACCGCAACUGCUAGCGCAACAGCAUUUGGCAUCGGGAUCAGGGCUGCAGCUACCACGACCAGUGUAUCCAGGAGGAGUCCCACUUUCCCAGCACAGGUUCUCGCCGUACCCGCGGCGCGCCAGCCCAGGGUCUUCCCCAGACUCGCUGCGGGACGCGAGUCCUCACUCGCUGCCUCCCCCGCACCCCCCGCACACACCACACACCCCCCACCCGCCGAGCCCCACU